GUACGAAGAUUCGGAAGAAACGCAAAGCCUUGGUUUCCCCCUUCGUCUCGAUUGGCCUCGUUUAGGGCGGGAGAGAGAUUCUUGCAUUUCUCCUCUCUCUCUCUCUCUCUCUCUCUCUCUCUCUCUCUCUCUCUCUCUCUCCGCUGCUUCAAGAGUUUGCAGUCUGGCUUUGGCAGGCUUUUUCGAGACCCAGGUGGAAAUUCGCGCUGACGAGUAAUCGCGUCUUGAACCGGAAAUAGACCAGAAAGAAUGGGUUAUAUCGGAGCUCAUGGUGUAGCAGCUCUCCAUAGGUACAAAUACAGUGGCGUUGAUCACUCUUAUCUUGCCAAAUACGUGCUUCAACCCUUUUGGACCCGAUUCGUCAAUUUCUUCCCGCUAUGGAUGCCACCCAACAUGAUAACACUCAUGGGGUUUAUGUUUCUUGUCACGUCCGCUGUGUUGGGUUAUAUAUAUUCACCGCAGUUGGAUUCGCCCCCUCCACGAUGGGUUCAUUUUGCACAUGGUUUACUUCUAUUUUUGUAUCAGACAUUUGAUGCUGUUGAUGGGAAGCAAGCACGCCGAACAAGUUCCUCCAGCCCUCUGGGAGAGCUUUUUGAUCAUGGUUGUGAUGCACUUGCUUGUGCGUUUGAGAGCAUGGCAUUUGGGAGCACUGCUAUGUGUGGAAGAGAUGCUUUCUGGUUUUGGGUUAUUUCAGCUGUUCCCUUCUACGGAGCAACAUGGGAACACUAUUUCACCAACACCCUUAUUCUUCCGGUAAUCAAUGGACCUACAGAGGGUCUUGCACUUAUAUAUGUCAGCCAUUUCUUCACGGCCGUAGUUGGUGCCGAAUGGUGGGCUCAGCAGUUUGGGAAUUCCUUGUCAUUGUUUAGUUGGGUGCCAUUUGUUAAUGAGGUUCCGACAUACAGAGUUGUACUGUACAUGAUGGUUGCUUUUGCCGUCAUACCAACUGUAGCAUUCAAUGUGUCUAAUGUUUAUAAAAUUGUUCAGUCAAGAAAAGGGAGCAUGCUGCUCGCGUUGGCUAUGCUUUAUCCCUUUGGUGUGCUUCUUGGAGGAGUUUUGAUUUGGGAUUAUUUGUCGCCAACUGAUCUCAUGGGAACGUAUCCUCAUCUAGUUAUACUGGGAACCGGGCUUGCAUUCGGUUUUCUUGUGGGAAGGAUGAUUCUGGCUCACCUGUGCGAUGAGCCAAAAGGGCUCAAAACCAACAUGUGCUUGUCGUUGCUUUAUCUUCCCUUGGCAAUUGCAAAUGCCCUGACGGCGAGACUGAAUGAUGGAGUUCCUUUAGUUGAUGAGUUCUGGGUUCUUCUCGGCUACUGCAUAUUCACUGUGUCAUUGUACUUGCACUUUGCAACUUCAGUCAUUCAUGAGAUCACUUCGGCCCUCGGGAUCUACUGCUUCAGGAUUACUCGUAAAGAAGCCUGAGAAUAAACCUUCUGAACUGAAAGAAGAUCUACGGGGUAUGCCCUCUCUCUUCGGUCCUUCAAGUUCACAUUUUUGGCGUGACAUUGAUGGAUGAUACGCGUUCCAUCUUUUUUCAGGGGUUGAUCAAUUUUUAUAAGUUCAGUCAAAGAUGAUUCUGGGUCUUUUGGGGUUUUUCCUUUCUUACAUUUUUUUUUUGGUUGGCAUCAGAUAAUUUAUUUAUGAUUUCAGUCGGAUGUUUUGAGGAAAUUUUGGAAAUAAUGAACUAUUAUAAGCUUCGUUACGAAAAAAAGUAGAUGUACAUUAUAUUUUAUAAAUUUGAUUAGAUUUUUGGGGUUUGUC
Messenger RNA from Tarenaya hassleriana, 1758 nucleotides. RefSeq names its product choline/ethanolaminephosphotransferase 1-like. Gene Ontology annotation, cellular component: membrane. The transcript has 19 exons. NCBI's taxonomy places the organism in Eukaryota, Viridiplantae, Streptophyta, Magnoliopsida, Brassicales, Cleomaceae. The coding region runs from base 250 to 1419 and encodes 389 amino acids. The record is from RefSeq and is a predicted model, not a curated record. Gene Ontology annotation, biological process: phospholipid biosynthetic process. Gene Ontology annotation, molecular function: phosphotransferase activity, for other substituted phosphate groups.